AUUUGUUAUAAUAUUGUCAUGAUAGUAUUAGAGACUUGAUAGUAGACAGGGAAAGGUCAGGAUAGUGAGAGAAACUCCGCAAAAUACAUUGUUUGAUUCCAAGAAAAGAAUGAUUAUGAAGUUUACUUCGCAUAAAAAGGGAUUUCCAUAAGUCAUUUGUCUCGUGUCCCGUACGAGCAGCUACUAACAUUUCUAAGCUCGUCUUAACGGAAUGUGGAACGCAGAAAGAACUACACAGAUCCCUAUUCCAAUAAAAGAGUUAAACACAGAAGGGUGCCGUUGUCUCGUUUUGAUCAGCGAAUUACAAAAAUCCUAAUAAUGAAGGUUUUUUUUAAUACAAACUGAGAAACAGAUAUCAAAGAAAGCGGCGCGAAUAUAAGCCUAGUAUAAUGCGUUUUGCCUUGUAGUUUACGCUUGGACCCCUCCAAAAAUAAUUCUUAACCAGAAAUCUAUCGGAGCAAAACCUGGUUUGUACCCUACGUACUUUGCGUCACACAUUUUGAAAUUCACAUUUCCUAACGGAAUUCACGAUAAAAUUCCGCAUUCCCCUUACUUCGAUUGCUUUGUUGGACUACUAGACACACUGACAAAAGUCAUAUACGUUGACAGAUAAAGCACACGUUUCCUCACCCCACACUUAGAGAUUACGACAGCCUAUGUGUUGGGCAGGAAUGUUCUCAUUACUAGAAACCAGGGUGCCCAACGUCGAGAUGGUACGCGAGACGUACCAUCUCUGCGCGAUCCAGAGCUCGUUGCUAAGGAGCUUAGGAGCUGGGGCUCGUUAUAACGUUGUAUUAUGAACCAUUAUUAAUGCAAGUUCAUGCAAAUGAAGAUUCGACAAUCGACUUUGUUUGUGUAUACACAGGUAGCCCAAGCUCGGUCAAUGAGUGAUUUGAAUCGACCGGCUCAUUGACCGAGAGGACUUAUGGUGUUGUUACUUUAUGCUAGUAUUCUUAAAAUGUAAUAAAUUCACUCCAGCGUGAUGUAGUACUUGUAGUCGUCUAUUGUUUCCACGUUUAAAAGAUUGCUGCAUAAAGGAAUAAUCCCUGGGGGAUUAACUUUAUAACUUAUUAUUAUUAUUGAAUAAAACAGAAGGAGCUUCACAUUCUUUUAUCAUUUGAGCAGUAAAAUACGAGCCAAAAAAUCUUUUCAAUAUGGCCACUAAUUGGCAAAUGAUAAGGAAAGCGGUCGGCUCGAUUAUAAUGUUUAUAAUGUUCCAUGUUUCUAAUACGGAGAUAUGCACCAAGUCGAUUUGCGAGUACGAGUUUGUUGUGCGGGAGACGAAGACCAUGAUGUACUCCUCGGACGCUAAUAAUGCGUACCAAGUGAAACUCGAAGACGACGGUUCCUUGUCUCUACUUGCCACUCCACAUGGCUUUCACAGAACGGUACCAAACAUUAGUAUUCCUUUGGACAAGGUGCACACUGUUGACGGCAUCAAUAGAACAAUCAUCACUAUCAACGACCAGUUCCCAGGUCCGACUAUUGAGGUCACUGAAGGGGCCGAGGUUGUAGUGACAGUCGUCAAUCACCUGUUAAAAGAAGGCGUGACUAUUCACUGGCAUGGAGUGCACAUGCGCAGUAACCCAUGGAUGGAUGGAGUCGCGUACAUAAGCCAGUGUCCAAUCCAGGUCAAGCAAUCUUUCCAGUAUCGAUUUAUCGCUGACCCGCCGGGGACGCAUUGGUAUCAUUCGCACUUUGAGCUCCAGAAAUCUGACGGGCUUUACGGUGCACUGAUCAUUCACAGGUCGCUGCCCCGCCUGCCGUAUCACGUCAUCACUUUGAGUGACUGGUUUCCAUGGCACUCCACUGAAAUAGAGAUUUCAAACCCACUGCGAAUAACACGGAAAGGAUAUGGGGAUAUCUUCUAUGCCAAUGAGAAACUUAGUUAUAUGUUUGACUGGACGAUUGAAAACCACUUGCACUAUUGGUCGGGUUUAGUGAAUGGAAAAGGUCGCCAUGGCAACAACACUGCACCGCUCAGCAUCUUCAGGGUCAAACCGGGAUCAACAUACCAACUGCACGUGAUCAACACGGGACUCGUCUAUCCGUACAGAUUUGCCAUAGACCAGCAUCAGCUGACAGUGGUUGAAAGUGAUGGCCAUCGCGUCAAACCCGUCACUGUAGAUUCUGCGAUUAUCUUAAACGGCGAGUCCUACGUGUUCGAGUUCAAAGCAAAGACAAAGCCCACACACACUCGCUACUGGAUGAGGGGAGUGAACUUCCGGACGGGCGUUGGACCAGGUGCUCCCCCAGAUGGCUGGGUUUGGGACGCGAGGGCCGUACUCCAGUAUGAAUCAGAAGACAGUCGGGAGGACCCGAUGACGGAAGAAAAAUUAUGUAGCGAAGAGUUCCCCUGUGUGGUACUAAACUGUCCGUGGAGAAUCUACAGCAAGGUCUGGUUUCCACACCACACCUGUAUCCCCGUAUCAGACCUACGCUUGGACAAAACAUACUACGAUCCCGAGGUCAUUGACAAUCAGCCCGAGCGCAACGACGACGUGCACGAGGUCUUUCUCAAUUUUGGCUUCCCAAUUGGCUCCUCUGUCAACGCGCGAAGGUUCAUUAGUCCCCGGGCCCCGCUCUUCCAAGACCCUGACACGUGGGGACUCACGGACUGCGCGAAGGCGUGUUCGGACGAAGGCUGUUGGUGCACCCACGUGGUUGAACUCCCACCAGGGAAGACAAUCCAUCUAGUGCUGAACUCCUACAACAAUGCAAAAUCAGCCGUCCACGUCCAUGGCCACAGCUUUCAGGUGUUGAAGAUCGGCUACCCCAUGCAGAACGAGACGACCGGUCAAAUCUUGGGCAUCAAUCCCGACAUCACUUGCGACAACGACUUCUGUAGCCGACAGAGAUGGUCCGCGGGGCAGCCCAAGGAUCUCAAUUUCGACAACCCCCCUCUAAAGGACACGGUGGUUGUCCCAUCGUUCGGUUACACGGUCGUGAGACUCAGUAAAGAGAAUCCAGGCUAUUGGUUCGUUCAUUGUCACGUGGGAAAUCACAUGACCGAGGGUAUGGCGCUGAUACUGAAUGAGUCGUUUGCCAAGCAACCUCCCGCCCCGCCUGCAUUCCCUACUUGUCAGCAGUUCUCUCUCGGGCAGAGUGCCUUCCAGGAUAUGCUAAAAAGCAAUGAAAAGUGUCUUGAUGGAGGUUGUACUGCGCAUGCCCCUCUUGUCACCAAGACGAGGAAUGACGAGUAUUGUGAGGUCCUGGUGGGUCACGUGACCGCUAUCCUUGUUGUCCUCAUUCUAUUGGUUGUGCUGAUGCUAGUGGUAACUGUCGUCUGCAUCUGUUUACUUGUCAAACAGAGAAAGGGAAGUGACAGUGCAGUCAUCUUUAGUUCUUCAAAAGGAGUACAUUUGUGACUUUAUAAUUUUCUUCACAAUAUGACUUAUCUAAAGGUACUAAUACGAGCAAAAAAUCAUUCAAAAUUGUUUCGCAACACAAACGGUGCAAGCUGAAUAAGUUUGUUUCAGAAAGUAGAAGGUCGUUCUACCUUAUUCAACAAAGCUUGUGAAUGUUGCGCGUACUACCACAAAGAACCAGGUUUUCUCAUAGCAAAAUGACGUCAACACAACUCAAGCCACACUGACGCUUGUGAUUGGUUGAGACAAGUUGGAUGGUAUUGUUGCUGGUAUUACCGUACCUUAAGCUAAAUAACCGCCUCUUUCAUAACUAUGCAUAAUACUCAAGGUACUUUUCGUAAUCAUUCGCCAAUCAAAAGUUAGGCAUUCUGUCAGGGAACAUCCUAAAUGUUGCACAUUUUUAGGAAUUUGUGUGUGUGAAUCAGAAAGCAAAUUCCAUAACAGAAAAAAAAAAAGAACCUCCAUAUUAUGGAGGAAGUCUCCCUCUCCACGCUUUCAACGAAAAGUUACAUCCGCUCUUUCAACGAGAGAACAGACAAACUUGCCAAGUCUAAAAUAUUUGAAUUUUACACGUAGACCUCGAGUUUGAAAAUGCUAUUAUUUUCCUGAAUUAUCCGUUUCUUUGUCAAAUGUAACUAUUGUAUAUUUUGCUUUUACUGAGUUGGUUAAGUGAUCGAAUGCGAAUUACUAAUUGAAUAGCAGUCAAACAGCGAAUUCUUCAGUCAAGGUCACUGGGGCAACCAACACGAGUGAACAAAAAUAAUCUUUUGAGCACGGGCUUUCGGAUAGUUUCACAAAUAUAUUUAGUAAUGUCUUUUUUGUCUUAAAUAAAAAUAUUCCCACCUCAACUGGUUGUAUUUGCCCUGUUUUUGCUCAAGGUACAGUAAUACGAGCAACAAAACCAUCCAAAGUCUUGCAACAAAACUAUUUGAAUGUUGUGGGUGUUACUAUAAUGAAUCAACUUUUCUUGUAUCAAAAUGACGUCACAUCUCAAGCCACACGUCUGACGCUUGAUUGGUUGAAAGGGCAACAAGUUAGAUAAUUCUUUUGCUCGUAAUACCGUACCCUUAAGGCCGAUUUAGACGAUACGAUUUUGCCUAUAACAAUCGCAUGCGAAACGCUUGCGUCAGCAUAAAACUCAAGACGCAAAGUCUAAAUCAGCUCUACAACUCCGCUACGACAAGAGCUUACGACACGAACAAGUUGUAGAACUUUUGAAUCAUGUUUCAAAACUCUACGACUUUGUGCCCAUAUUUGGUAAAAUAACAGAAGCAUUGAGGCGAAUCUUUCUUUCAGGGGGAGAGACGGGAGGCGAUGACUGUUUUAGUUCGUAAAUAUGGCGGAAAUCCAUACCCCAUACGAAGAUAUCGUCGGCGUGGAUCUUUGGCCAUACGUUGCUCCUCUAAGAUUAAACAAUAUGACCCAUUCUGUCAGCCGUUCCUUCUCUCUGACCCUUCUUCGUCUUUUUCCAUUUGUUUUUAUUACGGCGUAAAAUUGCAGCAGCAAUUGCUGCAGCUGCAAAAGUGCGACGGUCCGCCAUGGUUUUUUUGUUGUUGGCCCCAGUCCUCGACGAGUAAAAAGUGCAAAAGUCGUACGCGAUUUCCUUGAGACGUAAGCGAAAAGUGUCUAAAUCAGAGCUAAGUCAUGUCGCAUGCGAUGGUUGUAGGAAAAAAUCGUAGCGUCUUAAUCGGCCUUUAUUAAAGCUUUCGCGAUGACAAAGCACUUUUCAAACUUGUUAAAAAAGCAAAAA
Molecule: messenger RNA, 5118 nt
Organism: Nematostella vectensis (starlet sea anemone)
Lineage: Eukaryota; Metazoa; Cnidaria; Anthozoa; Actiniaria; Edwardsiidae
Product: L-ascorbate oxidase
Biological process (GO): iron ion transport
Cellular component (GO): plasma membrane
Molecular function (GO): copper ion binding; oxidoreductase activity
Source: RefSeq, a predicted model, not a curated record